UACCCCCCGCUCCCCACUACCGACGCAGCAUCUCCAGGGAGGCUCAGGAUCUCGCCCACCCCGGCCCUGCUCAUCCGGGACCCGAGACUAUGAACAAGCAACAGCCCCCAGCCUUAGUGACCUCAGAUGGUCAGAUGCAGGGCCCCAGUGCCCCCCCGGGUGUCUACCCACCUCCACCACCAUACCAAGCAAACCCUGGCCAGCCUGCACCAGCCUUCAAUCCUGCCCAGACAGUGGUGAUGGUCGAUCCCGCACCGGCUGUGAUUGUGGGGCAGGUUUUCUCGGAUGUCCCGGCCCGGGUCACGUGCCCUUCCUGCCACCAGUCCGUGGUGACCCGAAUCGUCCAUCACGUAGGCCUCAUGGCGUGGCUCAUCAGUGGAGGCCUCUGCCUGGUCGGAUGCUGGCUGGGCUGCUGCCUCAUUCCCUUCUGCGUGGACAGCUGCCAGGAUGUGGAUCACUUCUGCCCCAACUGCCAGCACCUGAUUUACCGCUACAAGCGGAUGUGAGCGGCCUGGACCCGAGGAGGCCCAGGGCGAGGGUUUGGGGUGGGGUGAGCUACAGAUGUGUAUAUUUUUCAAUAGAGUAAAACCCAGAGAUGUGAAGACUGA
Tachyglossus aculeatus (Australian echidna) is the source of this 608-nucleotide messenger RNA. RefSeq names its product LITAF domain containing (gene LITAFD). Bases 90 to 506 code for a protein of 138 amino acids. The transcript is spliced from 5 exons. The record is from RefSeq and is a predicted model, not a curated record. Lineage: Eukaryota; Metazoa; Chordata; Mammalia; Monotremata; Tachyglossidae. Gene Ontology annotation, molecular function: zinc ion binding.